Messenger RNA from Momordica charantia (bitter melon), 1182 nucleotides. RefSeq lists its product as uncharacterized. Gene Ontology annotation, molecular function: nucleic acid binding; RNA-DNA hybrid ribonuclease activity. The record is from RefSeq and is a predicted model, not a curated record. Lineage: Eukaryota; Viridiplantae; Streptophyta; Magnoliopsida; Cucurbitales; Cucurbitaceae.
AUGGUGCUUACUAAUUUUCCCCUGAAAAACAUCUUCCACAAGCUUGAAACAUCAGGACGUUUGAUGAAGUUCGGGCCCAGAACUGCGUUAAAGGGGCAAGCAGUUGCAGACUUCAUAGCAGAGCUCACCCCGCCAUCUCUGCCCGCCGAUUCCGACCUCCCGUGGACGAUCUACGUAGAUGGAUCUUCCAACGAGAAAGGGUGUGGAGCGGGAAUCCUCUUGCUCGCACCAGAUGGCAUGCGAUUCGAGUAUGCCCUGCGUUUCAACUUCUGGACUUCAAACAACGAGGCCGAGUAUGAAACGCUUCUGGCAGGACUCCGCGUUGCCAAAGGACUGGGGGCCACCCACAUUAAGGUCUUCAACGACUCCCAAUUGGUGGUAAAUCAAAUCAAGGAGGAGUAUAAAGCAAAAGACUCUCGGAUGGAGAAGUACUUAAGUAAAGUCAGAUCGCACCUCGCCCAAUUUAAAACUUACGAGGUGAAUCAAGUUCCGAGAUUAGAGAAUUCAAAUGUAGAUGCCCUGGCCAAAUUGGCAUCAGCAUACGAGACCGAUCUAGCGAGAUCGAUCCCGGUCGAAAUCUUGGAUAACCCGUCAAUUCUUGAGCCGGACAUAAUGGACGUUGACGCAACAGCACCCAUGUGGAUGGAUCCAGUUGUGGAGUUCAUUAAAGGAAACCCACCGCAAGACUCAAAAGAACAUAAGAAGAUGGCACGAAGAGCAGCUCAGUUUGUACUCCGAGAUGGAGCAUUGUACUCGCGAGGCUUCUCCCUGCCUCUCCUCAAGUGUGCGACUCCUGAAGAAGGGAAUUACAUUCUCAGAGAAAUUCAUGAAGGAGUAUGCGGCAACCAUUCAAGAGUCAGGGCGUUAUCGGCCAAGGUGGUUCGGCAAGGGUAUUAUUGGCCCACCGUUGAUCAAGAUGCCAAGCAGUUCAUGAAGACUUGCGACAACUGCCAGCGCUUCGCAAGCAUUAUUCAUCAGCCUCCUGAACUGCUCACUCCCAUCUCGGCCCCAUGGCCAUUCACACAAUGGGGAGUGGACAUCAUAGGUCAUUUUCCCCUGGGCAAAGGACAAACCAAAUUUGCCGUUGUCGCUGUCGAUUAUUUCACAUCACAAAGUCCAAGGUUACAUCGUUCGUAUGGACAAACAUCGUAUGCGGCUUUGGCAUACCAAACGCCAUCGUGA